Bemisia tabaci is the source of this 2409-nucleotide messenger RNA. The record is from RefSeq and is a predicted model, not a curated record. Lineage: Eukaryota; Metazoa; Arthropoda; Insecta; Hemiptera; Aleyrodidae.
UAUCAAUCAAUAUUUAGCUCGGUGUGCAACCCGCCUGAGCGCAGUGUAUGACCCAUGUGUGCUGGCAUCAGUUUCCCUCCUCAUCGAACAGGAAAUAGUUAUUUCUUCGUCAAAAAUACCGUCGCAAAUGUAUAAUGUAUGUACGAUUCGUGGAGUGAAUUUAUUAUUAAACAAGGUUAAUGGGCGCGAAUAGUAUUAUAAUUAAUUUUUUUUUUCUUUAAAUUUAAGAACCAAAUUAUUUCCGGUUAAUUUAUUUCAGAAUUCAUCAACCGUCUUUCGUUCAUAUUAUCAAUUGAAAAAAGUUUUUAGAUGUGUUUUUAGUAACUCAUACAUUUGAAUUCCAUUUGAAAACCUUUCAUUGUUUUAGCCCUGAUCCUAGAUUGAGUUUACUGACUCAAGCUAAGGGUGUUAACUUUUGUGUGAGAAGCUAGGAGUUCGGAUUCCAAAAUGUUGUAUGUUAUUCUAGUGUGCUUCGUUAUUGUUCCUGAAGCAUUUCCAAUAGGAAAUCAUCCCAGCUGGAAAUCUUCGCGGCAUCAUCAUGGAUCAAUGAAAACUAACGAGGGAUUUUUCAACCGGCACCAACAGCGAUCAAUGACAGACUGUUCCCGGCCAAGCUCCAAAUAUUGUUCUCCAUCCUCCCACAGCUCAGCCCAAGGAUCAAGCGGGCACCAUUCAAAUUAUUACUCAGGGAGCCUGAACAAGUAUCAACCUUUUUGUAAAAACACACAAUCUUUCCGUAAUUUGCAUUCAAAUUCAGCCGCAACGCACGGAUCCAAGUUCGAGCGUUGUGCCCCCACUUAUCCGGGGAAAAUUGCUCGACAGAAACUGAGGCAACCACCACUGAACAGCCUUGCAGUACUACAGAGCAACCCUGUUCAACAACCAAGGCCACAACCACUGAACAGCCGUGUACCUCGGAAUACCCCUCAACAACUAAAGCAACAACCACUGAACAGCCUACCACCACCACAAAAUACCCGUCAACAACCACUGAACAGCCUACCACCACCACGGAGUACCCUUCAACAACCACUGAACAGCCUACAACCACUACGGAAUACCCCUCAACAACCGAAGCAACAACCACUGAACAGCCUACCACAACUACAGAAUACUCUACAACAACCGCGGCAGCAACCACUGAACAGCCUACCACAACUACAGAAUACUCUACAACAACCGAGGCAGCAACCACUGAACAGCCUACCACAACUACAGAAUACUCUACAACAACCGAGGCAACAACCACUGAACAACCUACCACAACUACAGAAUGCCCCUCCACAACCGAGGCAACAACUACUGAGCAACCUACCACCACGGCAGAUGCAGAAAAGACAUAUGAACCACCUCAACCGGAUGACAGCUCAAGUUACGCAAGCGCCUCAAGCUGGGCAAGUUCUUCAAGCGGCAGUCGAUAAUCACAGGGUUUCUAAGGAAUUGAAACAACAAGGGAUAUUGAAUAAUGUGGUGCCAUUUCAGGGUACCCCUGAAAAGCAGAACCAGCAACGAUCUCUGAAAGGCCUCAUGACACUCCAGAAUACCGCUCAGGGACCAAAUCAGCAACGCAUGCUCAACACUCAACCCUUUCAUCAGAAUAUCCCUCUGAAUCCGAACCAGCAAUGGCCUCCAAACAGACCAUUACAGCCUCAAAAUAGCCCUCAAAACCAGAACCAGUGGAACUCACAGAGCAAUGUAGCACCGUCCCAAAUGCAGAAGUGCCAUUCAAAUCAUCCAAACCUACAGAAGAAAACUCAAACAGAACCAGCUUAUCAAAUCACUUAUACGCCUCAAUUGGAACAUGCUUGUCAGGUAAAUGGAAUCCACCCAAAUUCCAAUCUGAAGACACACACAGCCACGGAUAAGUUCUGGGAUGCAAACUCAAAGGUAACUAAUGAUAAAGGAAUCAAUUUCAGGUCUCAGUUCGCAGUACUUCCACAAAAUAUUGCAGAGUCACAAAUUGGAUUUUUUGAUGGCAGAAAAAAUAAUUUCAGCGACCGGGCACAUUCCAGAGUAAAGCGUACUUCGGACUGUGGUAGGUCGAAAAAACGGAGAGCAAGGUUGAUGAAAGAGCGUAUAAGUCAGAGGAAGUUGCGAUGGCAGAACAGCAAACAAAGACGAAGCAUGAAAGAUGAGAUACUCAAUCCAGUGCUACCACUUUGAAAAAAUGAUGUCUACCUCUCUGGGUCAAGCAAGCCCCUCCCUGGAAUCGAAAUUGAGCUAUUUGACACUGUUUUUAAAUGGUGGUAAAGUGUCAGUCUCUUCAAGAAUGUUGUGAAAAUUAAUAUAAUCCCUUUCGUUUGAUUUUCAAUUCCUUCUGAGUCUCAAUAAUUAUGUUCACUAAAACGUAAGUGAAUAUACUAGAGAGCCCGGCAACUUCCAAUAAAAAAUUGAAAUCGUAAUCACACA